This is a messenger RNA of Phytomonas sp. Hart1, 2041 nucleotides long. The record is from the annotation of a GenBank genome assembly. NCBI's taxonomy places the organism in Eukaryota, Euglenozoa, Kinetoplastea, Trypanosomatida, Trypanosomatidae.
GAUAUAUAGGAUAUAGACAAAUUAUAUGAUCUACCUAAUUUGCUGCGUGAGACGUUCCCCUAGCUCUGUACUUGAAUAUUUACUGUAAGUAAUUGUUGCCGAUAAGUUUUGAAAUAUUAUUAUUUUGAAGGACUAAAAAUUGACAGUGAACCAGGUUUAUUGUGUUGAUUGUAUAUUUCAUGUUGACCAAGAGGAAUUUUAUAUAUCAGGGCAUGACACCACACAUAAGCCUUAGCUCUAGUGAUUCAUGUAGCCGAGCGCACUAAAGUAUACUUAUUGUGGUUUGACUGGAAUGAUGUUACACACUCAACACGAGUAAACCGCUUCAGUAAUUCAUACUACAGGCUAAACGCUGUACGUGAUUGAUGAUUUUGCCGUAAUUCUUCGCUUUUGUUCAUUAAAACACAACGCUUUUCAAGGUAUGGAGGUUAUUCCUUUUCAGCUAAAAAAAAUAGAUGAUUUUCAUCUUAUAAGACGUACUUAUGGGAGUGACCUUUAGUCGAGGAUCGUUUUUUUAUCCCGCUAUAUUAAAGUGAGAGGGAAAAACUAUGUCUUUACGGAACGAUUUACAACGACGAUAAGGGACUUGGAGUUGGUUAAUUUUGUUUGUGCGGAAUAUUUGGUGAUAUUAGCAUUGCAAGGCUCAUAUGCAGUGACAUUUUUUUUUGAGUGCGUGUGGGAGCCAACAUUAAUAUAUAGGUAAUUAAUGUGGAAUUCGUCACAAUAAUGCCUGUUGGUUCUCAUAUAAACGUUUUUACCGUUGUGCGAUGGGACAAAUUUCAAGUUCUCCGCAAUUUGAGGCACCUUGCAACUCUGGGUGUUUGUCGAACGACACAAAGAGGCGUCUUACUCCGGGGACAACGUCUAGAGGUUUAAUAUCAAUUGUCUUACGCAUACCAAAGCUAUUGGCCAGGAGGUGAGGGGUGUAUGGAAGAUGCACUCCUUAGUGUUCGGGGAGGAUCGAAGGACGGACAAGGCAUCUUGCGAUGUGAUAAUUUUCAAACCACUUCGAUGAAUACGUAAGGGCUGCAAUUUGCAACGAGUCACAGUUUUGAACGGUGAGAAGGGGAUGCACCAACUUGUCAGGAAUAUAAAUUAGAUGGAAAACCACAUACAUCCACAGACUUAUUGGCUCACAAGAUAUUAUUUUUUCUGGUAGCUUACCCAACAAAAAUACAUCUUUUAGAGUGCAAUCAUACUGUUCUCUGUGAUAUUACUUCUUCCUAUUCCUCAAGAACAACGUCUAAACAAACCUAUAUGAUUUUCAAAAAAUCUCCUUACUAUUGCCUUUUUGGCUGUUCCAAAAAGGUGACUUGACAAUAUUUACCAAUUGUACACUCAAAGUCUGUGCGAUUUGGUGGUCCCUAGACUUCUAACCCUUUCGUCAUGUGUUGCUGAAACAUAGUCCAUAAUGUUUUCGCAUAGUCAAGUCAUGGUAUCUUUGGAAGGACGCGCGACUCUGAGGGUAAGAAACGGAAAGAGUCCAACACCAGCUAUGCCUUUGCUCUCAUUCUUUUUCUAGCAAGGUUUAGAGAAAAGUCUCAACGUAAAAGGAAUUUAUCAGUCCAACCAUAUCAUCUAUUAGUACAAGCUGCAUUAUUGCUCCAGGAUCCUCUACAUUCCUUCGCACGCGUGUGUGCACUUUUUUACCUGUAGUUGGCAUUAACAGGCGAAAGUUCAUCUUACUAUGAUGCGAAGGCUUGCCUGUAGUCCCCUCCGUGGUAAUCGGAUAGGCAAGGCGCUCGCGAAACCUAACCCAAGCGCCGUCGUUGAGGCGCGACGACAUUUGGAGCCGAUGAGUGUCUGGUAUCUGGCCUCUUGGACCUGUUGCUGGUGGUAUUGUUUUUUCUUUUGGUUCCCUGUGCUGUGGGUGGAUAUAUUUAUGCCUUCGUUUGUAUAUAACAAGCUCCCUUUAAUCCAUUUCAUUCAGGAGAAGCGUUCGGAGCAGAAGCUGCGACGGGUUUUAGAUGAGACCUACACUGAAUGGACUACUGAAAUCGAUUCAUCAGCCCUAACAGAAGCUAUUUCUCGUACAUUCUAG